Molecule: messenger RNA, 315 nt
Organism: Cylicostephanus goldi
Lineage: Eukaryota; Metazoa; Nematoda; Chromadorea; Rhabditida; Strongylidae
Source: the annotation of a GenBank genome assembly
UUUGACCCCGACUGCUCAUCUAGCGCUGAAAGCGUAUCUGAUAAGGCAAUUAUCGACCUGCAAAUGAAAGUGCUGAGGGAGGAAGAAGUGCUCAUAGCAAAGAAAUCUCUUGCCCUCGAUAUAUACAUGGAUGUUUUAAAAAAACAACAGCAGUUCUACACUUCCGUUCUCACACGCUUCCGAGGUUCAACAGAGGAAACGAAGCGGUCAAAUCGCGACCCUCAGCAACAGCAAAUAUUCCAGUCUUGGAAUCUCGCUCCCUACUCGGCAGUGCCAAUGCCGCCGGACCUCAAAUCUGCACCUGCAUUCCUUUGA